AUACGAAUACGAAUAAGAAGAACGAAUAGUCGCAACAAGUGAAUAGCAAAAACGAAGAAAGUCAAUGACAAAGCUGAUGAAUGUGAAUGACAGAGACAUAGCAUAACCGAAGAAAAGGAAGAAGAGACUUCGAAUAUGCAAAUGUCAAGUAAAUUGUCAAAAUCGGCAAUAACAAUGUCACUGCAGGUACGAAUGACAGCCGAUUGGACCAAUUUUAAUCUUCAAACAAACAAUUCAUAACUUUGAAUGUUUUGUUUUACUGCUUAGUGCAAUAAAAAUUAAAAUCCGGCGACAAGGAUUAAAGUAAAGCUAUUGCAUUUUUGUGAUCGACAAGUAUUUGAGUUGAAGAAAUGAGUGUGUUGUGUUAGUUGCAAUUUGGCAUUCGAAGUGUAAAAUUCCGAUCAAAUUGUUUGUUAGUUGUAUCAAUUCGGAGCAAAUAGAGAGAAAAAUUCAUCUAAACGAAGGGAAAAAAUUGUAGCAGAGUGAAGGAAAAACUGAAAUUUUCUGAGUAAAUUGGACAAUCAAUUGGGACCAUCACAUUCAAAAAGAAGGAUGACAAUUCAAGUGAAGCGGUUGUUCAUCAUAAUUACCAUAGUGACAACAUUGGCCGUGGAUUGUAUUCCACUGAGUCCGUGUCCGAUGAAUUUCCACUACGAGUUCGACGGCCAAGAAUGGAUUGGAAUAGCAAAAAUUUACCCACAAAUUUACAAUCGAUUUCGAACGGAUCGCAUAACAAUGAAUUUGUGGCUAGUGAUAAAUCAGCACAUGCCGAAUCUACAAAAUUUGAAUUUGCUACAGCUGAAAAAGUCGUUGCAAGCGACGUAUGAAGAUAUUGCAAAGCGACGACCAAUUCAAUAUCGCAUCAGCUUUCCAUUUCGGAAUAAUUUCCCCGAAUUACUGUUGAUACAAGUGAAUGGUGUUCAACUGUGCCGAAAUUCGCAGAUAUUUUACAUCCCUGCGCGCAUUGAGCUCAAAUAUACGUUUUUUUUGCCAACGGUCGAAUCAGAAGAGGAGCAAUUGGACGAGUAUGGCGCGAACAUGUCAUUUCAAUUCAACCCAAAUGCACCAGAACCAGCGAUUACCAAUUCAAUGAUUGAAGUGCCAAAUGUAGCGGAAAGAAUCGACGAAGAAGACGGUCAACAAAAGAAGCAUCCACGAUGGCAAAAACGUUUACUCGCAACGAACUCACAAUGUGGAACAUACGACGAAGACUUGAAAUAUACGCAACUCAUUAGUGGUGGUAAUAAAAUAAUGCCCGGCACGUGGCCAUGGUUGGUGGCAAUUUUUGUGAAAGAGUCAAGAGCGAGCAACCUUGUUUUCCAGUGCACGGGCAAUUUGAUAUCGAAUCGAUUGGUUUUGACAGCUGCACAUUGUUUCAAAUCCGACUCAAAAUUGGAACCCGUUGCCGCACGCAAGGUUGUAUUAGCAUUUGGAAGACAUGACAUUCGUGAUUGGACUGAGAAAAAUAUGGUGAUUUCCGAUGUUGACGAAAUUAUUGUCCAUCCAGACUAUUUGAGUAAAAAGGAUUCGAAGAUUUUUGAUGCCGACAUUGCGAUUUUAAUCACAAAGGACUUCAUUAGCUACACGUCAAUGAUUAAACCGAUUUGCCUGUGGCCAUCAUCAGUCGACGGUACUCAUUCACUUAUCGGAACCAAUGGCACAUUAGUUGGUUGGGGUCAACCGUUUGAAAAUGUCGACGAAAAUGUCCCCAGACGAUUGACCCUGCCAAUUGUUCGGAAUAAUCUGUGCUUUCCAUCAGAUCGAUCGACAAAUGCACGGCGAGUAUUUUGUGCUGGCACCGAAAAACGUGGCUACGCACCAUGCAACGGAGAUUCGGGCAGUGCGCUUGCCAUCUACGCGAAUGGCGCCUGGUUUCUUCGUGGACUCGUAUCAGCCGCACUCGGUGAUCCCAUUUUAAAUCGAUGUGAUCUCAAUACAUACGCCAUUUUCACCGAUAUCAUCAAUUAUCGCACUUGGAUUGACAGCCACAUGUGAAUAGUGUGGAUCGUUUUUUGAAACCAAAUGUUGUGAUAAAAUUCAGCUCAAGCAAAACGUAAUGAAGUCAUUUGCUCGCGAGUUGCUCGAUUUCAAAAAUUCAUUGACCCAUUCUUCUGUAUAUAAAUGUCUCCAUCAUUUUCACAAAGCUGAAUCAAUAAUUUUCGUAUUAUACAUAUUUAGUUUGAAAUUACAAACAUUUAACGCCGAGUGCAAUGAUCGCCUUCAUUUGUCAGCAGUUUAUUUGUACUGUAUCGUUAGGCUUGUUUAUGUUAUGACUUUGCAUUUUGCACACACACAAUAAAUAGUUAAUUUACGAAAAA
Molecule: messenger RNA, 2318 nt
Organism: Sitodiplosis mosellana (orange wheat blossom midge)
Lineage: Eukaryota; Metazoa; Arthropoda; Insecta; Diptera; Cecidomyiidae
Product: serine protease gd-like
Exons: 1
Coding region: 553-1995 (480 amino acids)
Biological process (GO): proteolysis
Molecular function (GO): serine-type endopeptidase activity
Source: RefSeq, a predicted model, not a curated record